Molecule: messenger RNA, 7089 nt
Organism: Condylostylus longicornis
Lineage: Eukaryota; Metazoa; Arthropoda; Insecta; Diptera; Dolichopodidae
Exons: 5
Coding region: 63-7067 (2334 amino acids)
Biological process (GO): regulation of transcription by RNA polymerase II
Cellular component (GO): nucleus
Molecular function (GO): DNA-binding transcription factor activity, RNA polymerase II-specific; RNA polymerase II cis-regulatory region sequence-specific DNA binding
Source: RefSeq, a predicted model, not a curated record
AAAACCCACACAUAAAAAAAAAAGUUUUAUUAAAUAGCGAAAAAUCAAAAUUUUUUUUUAAAAUGGAUGCUUACACAUUACCAACAUAUUUCCCGCUAACAUUAACUUCAAAUAAUUCUAGUUAUUCGGAAUUACAAUUUUUAGCAUCAAGAAGAGCAGCAGCUGUUGCAGCUGCAGCUACAGUAUUACCACCACCACCUCCACCUCCACCACCAACAUCAGCUUUAUCAGGAAAUGGUGGACAAAAUUUAGCAGCAUUAACUGGGGGUAAUAACACAACGUCUUUAUUAAAUGGUGCUGAACAACAAUCAUUAUCAACUGUUUCAACAUCAACAAAUGGCGGUAUUGGUGUAAAUGGUGUUGGUGCAACAUCAAAUGGUUUACCACCACAAACACAUCAGCCACAUGAUUUCCAUCCAGCAUAUAGAAUACCAGGUUAUAUGGAACAUUUAUAUUCAUUACAGCAUGCAGCUGCACAAGCAGCUAGCCCAACAGCAUCAUUACAUGCAAAUCCAUUCUAUUCUCCAGCUGCUGCAGUAGCAGCACAUCAUGCAGCAGCAGCUGCUGCUGCUGCAGCUGUACAACAACAAAAACGUGGCCUAGAAUCUUUGACAAAUAGUAGUUCAGCAGCAGCAGUUGCACAUUUAACUGGUUUAGGUUUAAAUUCAGCGGAUUAUUUAACGGGACGUAGUAGUACAUUAGUUGAUAGUUUAACUGUUGGACACCAUCCACCACCACCAAGUUCAUUAGCUAGUACAGAUUUUCAUUUUAGUAUAGAUGCAAAUUCAAGAUUAAAUAGUCCAAGAUCUGGUAGUAUAAGAGCAAGUGUAAGCCGUAAAAGAGCAUUAUCAUCAUCACCAUAUUCAGAUUCAUUUGAUAUUAAUUCAAUGAUACGUUUUUCACCGAAUAGUUUAGCAACAAUUGUUAAUGGAUCUAGAAAUAGUAGUGCAAGCGGGUCAUAUGGUCAUUUAUCAGCUGGUGCAAUGAGUCCAGCAGCAUUUAGUGUACAUACUGGUAUGCCACAUUUACAACAAUUACAAGCACAUUUACUUAGAGCUGGUGCUGGCCUAUUACAUCCAUUAGCAUCACAUCAUACACCACCUGGUAGUAUGUUCCCAUUAACACAUCACCCAUUAAAUGGACCAACAUCUGUUUCAACAACAACUAGUAGUCCAUUAUCAAAUAAAUUACCUCAUUUAGAAGAACUAUCAAAAAAACCUGAAUUACCAUCUUCACCAUCAAUUACAACAACAGCCGGUGGUGUUGCACAAGUUGAAGCUGACAGUGCAUCAAAUCCAAUAAUGGUAAAUAAAAAAGGAUCAAGAUCAAAACGUGAUGUAAUAUCAUCAACAACAUAUCAUAAUGUUGGAAAAUUGGAAUCAAAUAAUGUCCAAAUGCAACAAUCACAACAACAAUAUAAUUAUCCACAACAAUCGCAUCAACAUCAAUCCCAUCAACAUCAAACAAAAUUACACAAUUUAAGUAGUACAACAUCAAAUCAUCAUAUAAGUAAUAUUAACAGCAAUAAUAAUAAUAAUAGUACUAAUAACAGUAAUACAAUGGAUACUGAAAUACCAACAGUUGAUACAACUGAUAUUAAGGAUGAGCCUGGAGAUUUUGUUGAAACAAAUUGCCACUGGCGUGAUUGCGGUAUUGAAUUUAUGACACAGGAGGAGCUAGUUAAACAUAUAAAUAAUGAUCAUAUACAGGCAAAUAAAAAAUCAUUUGUAUGUAGAUGGGAGGAUUGCUCUAGAGAAGAGAAACCAUUUAAAGCUCAAUAUAUGCUAGUUGUACAUAUGAGACGUCAUACCGGUGAAAAACCUCAUAAAUGCACUUUUGAAGGCUGCUGUAAAGCUUAUUCAAGACUUGAAAAUCUAAAAACACAUUUGAGAUCUCAUACUGGUGAAAAACCUUACACGUGUGAAUAUCCUGGCUGUAGUAAAGCUUUUAGUAAUGCAUCUGAUCGUGCAAAACAUCAAAAUCGAACCCAUAGUAAUGAGAAACCGUAUGUAUGUAAAGCACCUGGUUGUACAAAACGUUACACAGAUCCAUCUUCAUUGCGAAAACAUGUUAAAACGGUACACGGUGCUGAAUUUUAUGCAAAUAAAAAGCACAAAGGAUCUUCACAUGAUUCUAGCAAUAAUAUUACAAAUAAUAAUAGUAACAAUAAUAGCGGUAGUAAUAAUAAUAUUAAUAAUCAUAAUCAUCAUAAUAAUAGUAAUAAUACAAAUAAUAAUUCUAAUAAUAAUAACAAUAAUAAUAGUAAUAAUAAUAAUAAUAGUAAUAAUAAUCAUAGCAAUAAUAAUAAUCAUCAUAAUCAUCACCAUCAUCACCAUCAUCACAAUGAUGAUCAUAAUAAUAGUAAUAAUCAUCUAGAUUCAUCGCCACGCAGUGAUGAUUUACAAUCUGGAAAAACAGCUAGUUUAUCAAGUCCAAGCAUCAAAUCUGAAUCUGAAGCAAAUUCACCUGGUCAAAUACAAAUCAAUAGUCCAACAAUUAGUGGCGUUACAACAACAGCAACAACAAAUAAUAGUAAUCAUCAUAAUCAUCAUGUUACAAAUUUAAUGCAAAAUAUAAAUAAUUUUAAUCAUAAUAGUUUUAAUAAAAAUAAUGGUAAUAAUAAUAAUAAUAGUAAUAUAAAUGGUGGAGUAAAUAAUAAUGAUGAUUAUAACAAUUGUUCAGUUAUAGAUGGUAACGUUGACAAUGGAAUAAAUGCUAUUAAUAGUAUUAAUGAUAAUAAUGGUACAAAUAUUAGUAAUAAUAAUGAUAAUAACAAUUAUAUAGACAGUAAUGUUCCAAUUUGGCCAUAUGAAGAUGAUGAUUUAGAUGGUGGUAAUAAUGUUAUCGGAAGUAAUCUACCAGCAAUAUUACGUAAUUUAAAUAGUAAUAUUAUGGAUAAUACAUCAUCAAUUGAUUGUGUUAAUAAUAAUAAUAUUCUUGUUGGUGGUAAUAAUGGCAUUAAUAGCCCAAAUAGUAUUAUAACAACCGGCCCAAUUAAUAAUAUCAAUACUAUUGGUAAUAGUUUUAUAAAUAAUUCUAAUAUUAUUGGUUCUGGUAUUUCAAAUAUCGGUAAUACAACAAAUUCAUUAUAUUUUAAUAAUAGUUCUAAUUCAAAUAUUUUACAAUCAUCUAAUAAUUUGAAUAACAUUAUUGGCGGUAAUAAUGACAAUAAUGGUAAUAAUGAUAAUAAUACAUGCAAUAAUUCAAUUAUUGGUGAUAAUAUAAAUUGUGGUAAUGGAAUGAUUGGUGGUGGUGGUGGUGCACAAGUAGCAACAUUAUGCACAGUUCAAUCAAUUGGAGGUAAUAUUGGUGGUAUAAUCGGUGGAACUAGUCUUAGUUCGAUUGGUAAAAAUCGUUUUCGUAGUCGUUUACAAGCUAAAAAUUUACAUUCACCAUUAUCUAAUAUACCAGAAAUGAAUAAUAGAUGUAAUAUUGUUAUUGGUGAAUUAAAUCAACGUAUUAAUGAUUUGAAAAUGGAACCAGGUAUUACAACUAUAACAUCAACUUCUUCAACAUUAACAACAACAUCAAUACUAUCGCAAAAUAACAACAACAACAACGGCAACAAUAAUAGCUGUUUAACAGAUUUACAAACAAGAUUAAACCAAUCAUCUAAUAUUAUUGGAACUGGAACCAUUUUAAAUUCAAAUCAGCAAUCAACCCAAAAUCAGCAUUUAGGGCAAAAUCAACAACUUCAAUCACAACAAAUACCACCACAGCAAAUGCGUCGCGAUAGUAAUAACUCAAAUGCAAGUACAUAUUAUUGCAGUAUGCGUUCGAAUGAUCAAAAUAGUAGUAGACGUAGUAGUCAAACCUCGCAAUUAUCAUCGAUCUCAACAAUGCGUCCUGCAUCUUAUAUGUCAGGUUCGUUUUAUGAUCCAAUAUCACCAGGAUGUUCACGCCGUUCUAGUCAAAUGUCAACAAUAACAAAUGGUACUAAUAAUAAUAAUAAUAUUAAUAACAAUAAUGCUCAAAAUAAUAAUCAAAAUGAUAAUAUCAGCCAAAAUAAUAAUAAUUUAAUUAAUAAUUCUUGUAAUAUUGUUGGUCACGGUUUACCACCGCCUCCAUCUUCACACUUGAUUUCAUCGCAUUUAGAGCGUUUACAACAAACAAAUAAUAUAUUUAAUUCUCGUUUUAAUUUCUGCAAUAAUAAUAAUAGUAAUAAUAACAAUGAUGGUAAUAAUUAUUGUGGCAUUAUUAAUAAUAACUUGAUGAAUUCUGGUGGUCGUUUCUCAAUACCGAAUGUAACAACAAAUUCAUCGACAAUAACAGCAACUGGUACCAAUCAAUAUGAUAUGAAUUUUUAUAUUGGUAACAAUAACAGUAAUUAUCGUAAUCAACAUAGUAAUUUCCUAAUAAAUGGUAAUAAUUUAGCAGAUAGACGUCAAUCUGAACCAAUAAGAGGAAAUCAAAAUUUCAAUCGAAUGUUAUUAUCACCAGCACCAUCAACAUCAAGUAUAACAACACCAAUUAUACAGAAUAAUAAUAAUAAUAGCAAUAGUAACAUUAACAACAACAAGGAUAAUAAAAAAAUAAAUAAUAAUAAAAAUAAUAAUAAUUUCAAUAAUAAUUGUAAAGCUAAUGAUAAUUGUGAAUUAAUUAAGAAAGGUAACAAUAAUUCUUCUAAUAAUAAUAAUAAUAAUAAUAAUAAUAAUGGUAAAAAUAGUGAUAAUGAAAAUAUGGAAAGUAAUUCCAAUAACGACAGUAAUAACGAAGUAUGUAGUACGACAUCCAAUAAUGUUAUCGAUAAUUUAUGUAGUCCUACAAAUAACAAUAAUUAUAAAAAUCAUGAAAAUCAUAGUAGUAAUAACAGUAAUAAAGAUGAAGAUAUAGAAAAUAAUAAGGGCAAUGAUACUGAAAAUAUGCAAAAUAAUAAAAGUAAUUUAAACGAUAAUAUUCAAAGUAAUGAUCGUAAUAAAAAUACUAACACUAAUAAUGUUAGUAACACAAAAGCUGGUAGUUCAAGAGAUCAUCAUCCCAAUGAAGAAGUUGUUUUAGAUGAGUUUGAAGAAGGUGAAAUGGUUGAAAAUAAAUUAGUUAUACCUGAUGAAAUGUUACAAUAUUUGAAUCAAGUUGCUGAUAAUCCAAAUUCUAUAAAUGGUGAUAAUCAUAAUAAUAAUAAUGAUGUGGAUAUUGACGAUGAUGAUAGUAAUGCUAAUGAUGACAGUAAUGAUAUUUGUAACAAUGAUAAUAAUUUUGAUAAUGAAAACUCUAAUAAAAAUAGUGAAACUCAUAAUAAUUGUAAUAAUAAUAAUAAUAAUAAGAAUGGUAAUAGUGAUAAUAAUAAUAAAAAUGAAGGCGAUAAUAACAACAGUUUAAAUAGCAAAUUAGAUAACUUCACAGCAUAUACAGAAAUAAAUGGUUUGCCAGUAUAUGGACCGUUAACAAUGGUACAAACAGAACAGUUACAGCAACAUCAGCAACAACAAAAAUCUAAUAUGCAUGAGUCCCAACAAAUAAGCACAACAUCAAUUGGAUUAUUUGUAAAUAGUCCCACUAUAUCACCGGCUAGUCCAUUAAAUCAACAGCAGCAAUCCCAAAUGAUGACACCACCAGCGUCUCGGCAAUAUUCUCAACAACAACAACUACCUUUAACAAUUAAACAACACCAUAAUCAGAUUCAAAAACCAUAUACAAUGAAUACAAAUGUACAAAAUUCAGAUUCAGCUAACUUUUACAAUAAUAAUAAUCCUAAUAAUAGCAGUAACAAUAAUAAUAAUCUACAACAACAGCAACAAUCAUCAUUACCUUCAUCAUCGCUUAUUAAUUCAUUAAAUUAUCAACAACAAAAUAAUACAGAAGAACAAUUGACACAACAAUGUCAAUUUAAUCAUCAGCAAGAACAUUUAUCCAUUGUUGCCUGCCAAAAUUUACCAGGUUAUUAUCAUCGUACAGAUUCCAGUGCUUCACAAUGUUGUUGUCCACAAUAUCAUUCUUACCAACAGCAACAACAACAGCAACAACAGACUAAUAUUAGAAAUCGUUAUUUAUCACAACAAUCACAACAGAAUAUAAUUUUACCAAAUAAUUUAAUGCAAAUACAAAAUGAAAAUACUUUAUCAUUAUCACCAACAGAACAACAACAACAAAAUCAUCAUCAUUUACAUCAUUUACAUCAUCCAAAUUGUCGUAAUAAUACAAAUAAUAGUAAUUAUGAUAAAUGUAAUAAAUAUCAAUAUUAUCAGUCACUUCAUCAUCACCACCAUCAUCACCAUCAUCAUUAUCAACAACAGCAACAACAUUUAAGGCAAUUAAAUAAUAAAGAACAAAAAGAAAUACAAUGCGGUGAUAUUAGUCAAUCACAAAUGUCACCAAUUGCAGUAUCAUCAUCACAUCAUCCACAACAACAACAGCAAAAUAGUAAUAAUGAUAAUAAAAUAAUAUCUACAAAAAUUAAUGGUAUAACAACAACAACAACACAAUCAUCAUCUUUAACAUCAACAACAACAACCACAACAACAACACCACCCAUAAAUAUAUUACAGAAUAAUAAUAAUAAUUCAUCAAAUACAACAACACAAUUAGCAUCUAAUUCUUCAAUAUUAAAUGAAAGAAAUCAACAACAGCAAUCACAUUUUCAAUCAUUAAAUAUUAAUAACAAUAUUAUUAUUAAUCGUAAUAAUGAUAAUAAUAAUAGAAAUAAUAAUAAUAUUAUGAUGACAUGUCUUGAACAUACAUUAAAUUCAAAUUUAUUAACAACAAACACAAAUCCAAAUAAUGAUAUUUUAAUAAAUAAUAACAAUAAUAAUAAUAAUGAUAAUACCAAUAAUAAUAUUAAUAAUCCAUCAUUACCACUUAGUCAUAAUUAUAAUAAUAAUAAUAAUAAUGAUACAAAUAAUAUUAAUCAAAUAAUCAAUCAUAAUAAUAAUAUUAAUUAUAAUGGUAUGAGACAUGAUGCAUAUCAAAGAACUUUAGAAUAUGUACAAAAUUGUCAAAAUUGGAUUGAAAAUACUGUUGAUGUUGUUAGUAGUUCAACACAUCCAAGUUCAAAUAUGAUUAUUAAUGAUAUGACAACAUCUUUAAAUUCAUUAUUAGAAGAGAAUAGAUUCUUACAAAUGAUUCAAUAAAAGAAAUAAAGAAAAAUAUAUU